UCUGCACACGCUUCUCACCCUUUCUAUAUUGUGUGGGCUAAGCACUUGGAAUUUUUAGACCCAGCUAAAAAUAUAUUUGCAGAGUAUAUACCAUGGUUACACUUGGUGCUUCUGCAAGAAGGCUGCUCUUUGCCUGUCUUGUUAUGGCACUUGUUUCUCAGAUGUAUGUGGAAGCUGCUGAGGCUUCUGAAUCAAAGUCUUUUGGACUGCAAACAAAUGGGAUAUACCGCAGGCUUCUGCAAACAAUUGACUGCAAGGCUGCUUGUACAGGCAGAUGUAAAGCAGCAUCUCUGAAUGACAGGUGUUUGAGAGCUUGUGGUACAUGCUGUGCCAGAUGCAAUUGUGUUCCCCCAGGGACAUAUGGGAACAAGCAGCUCUGCCCCUGCUAUGCCAACAUGAAGACCCGUGGCAACAAGCCCAAAUGCCCUUAAGAAGACCACUCACAGUCAUUUUCUAUAAGAAAAUAUCUGAACUGCUCUGUUCUGGAAUAAAAUAUACUGUUAGAUGUUGUAAUCAUGUCAAUACUUGUCAUGAUGCUGCUUGUAUGAAAUAGAUCCAUUCUUUGGUGUGGAACAUGUAUGACUAUGUAUACAGUUGUACUCAUCUAAUAAAGCUGCAAAAGGCAAACAGUAGCUCUGCUCGUCUAUGCCAAGCUUCCUAGUUUGUGAAUAAUGUUGAGGAGUCAUUACCAAGCUUGAGGUACAGUCGUUUUUAAAGAGAUAUUUUCCUCAUAAUCAUCUUCUUAUGCUUAUGCAAUCCUCUUGUUCUCUGAAUACAUGUAUUUCAUAAAUACUAAAACCCCUUUCUUUAGGAUC
Cryptomeria japonica (Japanese cedar) is the source of this 815-nucleotide messenger RNA. Its product is annotated as cypmaclein-like. The record is from RefSeq and is a predicted model, not a curated record. The transcript has 4 exons. Lineage: Eukaryota; Viridiplantae; Streptophyta; Pinopsida; Cupressales; Cupressaceae. Bases 93 to 431 code for a protein of 112 amino acids.